CAUGAUAUAGCUCGUAUAUCAUGGGUUAAAGCAAUCAGUUGUUCAAGUGUUCUUGAAUCGUGGGAAAGAAAAGUAAUAUUUACGCAACAUGGUUAAUGGCAACUAUGUGUUGUAUGGGGACAGACCCGCAUCAGAUUCGGAGAUUGUGAGCGAUCACGUUCAAACACGCACAGCUCAAAGAAAACCUAAAAGAAAAACCAAUAGAUCUACUUUCGGCAACGACAAGCAUUUACGUGAUGCGGCCGAGCUAGACAAUGAAACAGAUGCUGUUAAAUAUGAGAAAAAAAUAAAGGAACCAAGACUUCUACGUUACGUACCAACUACAGACGUUGAGGAAAACUACAUCACGGAGAAAUUUGAAACGUAUGAUUUGAAAAUCGAAGAACUGCCAAAAAGACACACUUUCACAAAAAAACCUAAAAAUCCUGCCGAUGGAUCAGUGAACUAUGCUUAUUCGCGUUCCAGUAGUAACUGCAGCUCACCUAAUUUACCAACGAUAUCGGAGCACGGCGAGCAGUAUGGAACUUAUAGAGUCAGGUCUCUACAUUCUCCGACUGGUGGGAUCGAUAAUGUUUAUGAGAACAAACUCGAUAGAUAUUUCUCUAAGCCGAGGGAAGUCAAGACAUUUACAGCCAAGGGUUCACAUCCAGACAGCUUAUACCGCGUUGCUAAUGAUGGCAGUGUCGGCGCUGACAAGCUGGUUCGCGCACUACGUUUGCUGCGAUGGCCGAUUGCCUUGUUUACCGUAUGCGUCGCACUCGCAGUCUUCGUUUAUUUCCUAAUGCCGGUUAAUAUGGACGCUGCAAUGGACACUGUGAAUACAACGUACUGGGAGAAGACUCUUUCAGAAGCACAAUCAAUUAAUAAGGCAAGCGAACUAACCGUCAAACCAACUUUAAAUAAAGGGACGGAAAAGUCACUAUCAAAAGGUUCAAAACCACCGGAAAUCGACUUUUACGAUUCUGAUCACAACUACGAUUUAACUUCUGUGGUUGACAUAGUAACUGAAACAUUGCCGAAAAGAAAAUUACCCCUACCACCAGUAUUUCCAACACACCUUUCUCCUGAAGUACAAUAUGGGAAUGAAGAAGCAGAUUCAGAAAAUUUACGCUCUCCAAAAUUACUCAAGAUCUCUACAAUUGUACCCAGCGAUUCAACAUUAAAACCACACAUAACGCAAAAACCAGAGAAACCUCUAGCUAUUUACUUCAGAGACGGUAACGGAAUAACAACAAGUACCGAAACUGUACCGAUUACCGAGAGCAUCACACACGCAGAAUCAUCCAACGAUAUAUCUAAUUACUUAAAACAACAGGCAAACAAAAACAACAUGGAAUAUUCUAAACCUGAAAUUCAAAUUCAAAAAUCUUCAUCUUCUCCGCUUGUACCGCACGUCGGUACGAAAAAAAUGAAUCAGCCAUUCGAAACCACACCUGACGUUCCUCCUGAAAUACAAGAAUACUACAGACGACCCGUCGUCAACACCGAUGUGAAAUUCACCUCAGGUCAUUCGAAACUUUUUGGUAUUUCUAUAGAAGACGCGGAAAAUAUGAAGUCGACCACUCAAAAUUCUCUUUAUAACACAAGAGUUUCUCCAACUCUACCAACAUGGCGGGAUAGAGAUUCCACCACAAAAAAGUAUCCCAUAAACGGUAACUUCGAUGUGCCUCAAUGUCGUUCAACUCGCAUCCCUCUAUGCCGUGGAGUUCUACCAUAUGACUUAGCUGGUCCUCCAGCUACUAUCGGUAAUGUGGACGUCACGACUUUGUUACCGCAAAUAGAGUACCUUGUCAGUACAAACUGCAGUCAACGAGUUAAACACUUCGUUUGUUCACUUCUCGAGCCAGAGUGUAGUCCACAGCCUUACUCGCCGCAACUACCGUGUUAUAACUUUUGUAAAGCUAUCGCCGAUAACUGUGACGGAAUGAUGCCAGCUGAGCUACAGGCUAUGUUCAAUUGUAACCAGUAUUCUAGUAAUAAUUGUGCAACUGCCCGCAUGCCUUGUUUUAUCCGUGAGCUUGCUUGUGGAGACGGUUCCUGCGUGCCGAGAGACUGGGUGUGUGAUGGGACCAGGGAUUGUCCAGGUGGAGAAGACGAAUUACCUUGUUCUACUUGCGAAGAAAAUGAAUAUCGGUGCAGCUCUGGUAUGUGUAUCACUAAGCGAUGGCUAUGCGAUGGAUACGCGGACUGUCCUAGUGGUGAGGACGAGAAAGAUGACCUGUGUCGUGGGAGAUCUCGAGCUGGUGAUGCGUUCGAAGUAGAUGUGAGAGAACCCGGAGAGGAAUUAGCUGGUUCAGCCCCAGCACCUUCAGUACGCAAGCCAAAUAGGCUACCUGUUCCACAAGAUAAGAACUAUAGUGGACAUCGUAAUGGAGAAAAUGAUAGUAGCCAGGAACUACUCAUGACUAGUGAUAGUAAUAACGCAUUUAGACGUAACUUCACGCGUCGGCCUUCACCCUCACGUUUAACUCCAUAUAAACGUCCUACGCCAUUACCGAUCAAACAAGAAUCAGAAGAAAAAGAAGAGACAAGCGCUACUCCGAUAAGAUCAACAAUGGCGCCACAUGAAAAGAGACCAAAACCAUUUUCAAAAACUGUAAAUACAAAGGAAGAAUUAGAAGAGUCGACCAAAAACAUUAAUUUAGGUGAUUUGGGAUUAUUCGGUGAUAUUGAGAAGGAGAAAAACAAUGAUGCAGAGAAAAAAGACACUAAGAAACAACGUCAAAGGCCAAAUAGAUUCAAACCAACUAAUGCGCCUGGGUCUGGACCGACGAGGUUAGACAAAACUAUGAAUAAACUAGAAAAAGUGAUCGACGGAGCAGCCAUGCUGAGGAAAGCAGCACGUGACAACGAACAACAACAACAUGCUAUGGAGUCAGUAGAGAGCAAGGCGGAAAACAAGACGGAGCAAUUUGACGCGUACGCUUACAACAGUGCACAUGCGUCUCCGUGCCCUAGCGGUGAGUUACGUUGUGUGGACGGACGGUGUAUCACACUAGCGCAACUUUGCGAUGGGGCCGUCGAUUGCUCCGAUCACGCCGAUGAAGACAAUUGCUACACGUAG
Melitaea cinxia (Glanville fritillary) is the source of this 3064-nucleotide messenger RNA. RefSeq lists its product as uncharacterized. The coding region runs from base 89 to 3064 and encodes 991 amino acids. NCBI's taxonomy places the organism in Eukaryota, Metazoa, Arthropoda, Insecta, Lepidoptera, Nymphalidae. The transcript is spliced from 9 exons. Gene Ontology annotation, cellular component: plasma membrane. The record is from RefSeq and is a predicted model, not a curated record. Gene Ontology annotation, molecular function: protein binding.